Messenger RNA from Olea europaea var. sylvestris, 1179 nucleotides. RefSeq lists its product as uncharacterized. The record is from RefSeq and is a predicted model, not a curated record. The transcript is spliced from 4 exons. NCBI's taxonomy places the organism in Eukaryota, Viridiplantae, Streptophyta, Magnoliopsida, Lamiales, Oleaceae. Bases 1 to 1179 code for a protein of 392 amino acids.
AUGGACAAGUUUUUUGGUAGUAAUAUUAAUAAUAAAAGAGAAAGUCUGAUGAAAGAUUUGGUUGUUGAGGAAUUUGAAAAUGAAAAGGUUCAAAGUGAAGAUAAUAUGACCAAAGAGCAGGAAAUUUUAGUGGAUCAUGAGCAAGAAAAUAUGGAGGAAUUUGAAAAAUGUGUACCGUUGCAUUACAACAUUAGUGAUCCAGGGAAUUGGAAAAAUGUUGAUCAAAACUUGAUAGAUUUGUUAGUGAAAAGAGGUCCACUUAGGGAGGAUAGUUUUACUUUUUCGAAAGAUUCAAAAAAUAGACAUUUCUCUUCUACAUAUUAUAUUCAACAUUUGGCAAAUGGUGAGAAGAGUGAUAGAAAAUGGUUGGUCUACUCAAUUUCGUUGGAUAAAGUAUUUUGCUUUUGUUGUAAGUUGUUUAAGCAAGAAGGAAACAAUAUUCAAUUAGCCAAUGAAGGGAUCAAUGAUUGGAAAAAUCUUAGUUUUAGGCUUAAAAGUCAUGAAACUAGUCAUAACAUGAGAAGAUGGAUUGAGUUAGAAAGGAGAUUGCAACAGAAUAACAAUCUAGCAUUUCAGGGGACUAAUGAGAAAAUUUACGAAAAAGAUAAUGGGAAUUUUUUAGGUUUAAUUGAAAUGAUUGCAGAGUUCGAUCCAAUUUUGAGAGAACACAUUCGUCGUAUUCAAGAAAAAGAAAUUCAUUAUCAUUACCUUAGUCACAAAAUUCAAAAUGAAUUCAUAUUCAUGUUGGCUGGAGAAAUCAAAACUGAAAUUAUUAAAAACGUGGAUGAUACUUCGGGGCAAGGACUAUUUGUUGAAUUAUUAGAUAUUUUGAAAAAACUUGAACUGAAUAUUGGGGAUCUAAGAGGACAGGGUUAUGAUAAUGGUUCUAACAUGAAAGGGAAGCAUAAAGGUUUACAAAAAAAAGUAUUAGAAAUAAAUCCAAGGGCAUUUUACACACCAUGUGGUUGUCAUAGCCUUAAUCUUGCACUUUGUGAUAUGGAAAGUCAAGUUGAAAGUGUUAAAGCAAUAAGAUUUCAAGCACUAGAAAUAAACGCUGCUUUAAAACACUUGGUGGAAACAUGUGAUGCUCAUAAGACAUAUAGAGAUGCUCAAAGCUUACUUUUUGACAUUAUGGAUUUUGAAUUCUUGUUUGGCAUGGUUACAUGGUACAAUACAUAG